AUGGCCGGCCUCGCUUCCACCCUCCAGCAAAAGCUGGGUCUCUCUAGCCAGAAGGCACUACUACUGGGUGCCGGCUUCGUUACCAAGCCUACCGUCGAGAUCCUUGCCAACUCUGGCAUUGAGGUUACCAUUGCCUGCCGUACUCUUGAAUCGGCGAAGAAGCUAUCUGCUGGCAUCAAGAACACCCGCCCUGUUUCCCUCGAUGUGACCGACGACAAGGCGCUCGAUGCCGAAGUUGCACGCUCCGACCUUGUCAUCUCCCUCAUCCCGUAUACCUUCCACGCGACCGUCAUCAAGUCUGCCAUUCGCAACAAGAAGAAUGUCGUCACUACUUCAUACGUUUCGCCUGCCAUGCAGGAGUUGGAGCAACAGUGUAUCGACGCUGGCAUUACGGUCAUGAACGAAAUCGGACUCGACCCUGGUAUUGACCAUCUCUACGCCGUCAAGACCAUUGAAGAUGUCCACAGAGAGGGCGGUAAAGUUACCGGCUUCUACAGCUAUUGUGGCGGUCUGCCUGCGCCAGAAGCCUCGGACAACCCACUCGGUUACAAGUUCAGCUGGUCCAGCCGUGGCGUGCUGCUUGCACUUCGAAAUGCUGCCAAGUUCUACCAGGAUGGAAAGGAGGUGUCCAUUGCUGGUCCUGACCUGAUGGCUACUGCUAAGCCGUACUAUAUCUACCCUGGUUUCGCUUUCGUUGCCUACCCCAACCGCGACAGCACUCCUUAUCGCGAGCGAUACAAUAUCCCAGAGGCACAAACCGUUGUUCGCGGUACACUCCGCUACCAGGGAUUCCCAGAAUUCGUCAAGGUGUUGGUCGACAUUGGUUUCUUGUCGGAAGAGAAGCAUGACUUCCUCGACAAGGAGAUCACUUGGGCAGAGGCCACACAGAAGAUCAUUGGCGCCAGCUCCAAGAGUGAAACCGACCUGCACUGGGGCAUUUCAAGCAAGACUUCUUUCGCAGACACUGCCGAGAAGAAUCGCAUCCUCAACGGCAUGAAGUGGCUUGGUCUUUUCAGCGAGUCCAAGAUCACUCCUCGAGGCAACCCCCUCGACACCCUCUGCGCGACCCUGGAGCAGAAGAUGCAGUACGAGGAGAGUGAGCGAGACAUGGUCAUGCUUCAGCACAAGUUCGAGAUUGAGCACAAGGAUGGUUCCAAGGAGACACGGACGAGCACGUUGGUGGAGUACGGCGACCCCAAGGGUUACAGUGCUAUGGCUAAGCUGGUGGGUGUCCCUUGCGCGGUGGCUUGCUUGAUGGUGCUCGAUGGACGGAUCAGCAAGAAGGGUGUGCUCGCGCCCGUUACCUGGGAUGUUGCAGAGCCGCUACUCACUGAGCUCAAGAAGGAGUAUGGCAUUGAGCUGACCGAGAAGACGGUGGCGUGA
This is a messenger RNA of Cyphellophora europaea CBS 101466, 1383 nucleotides long. Its product is annotated as saccharopine dehydrogenase [NADP+, L-glutamate-forming]. NCBI's taxonomy places the organism in Eukaryota, Fungi, Ascomycota, Eurotiomycetes, Chaetothyriales, Cyphellophoraceae. Gene Ontology annotation, cellular component: cytoplasm. Gene Ontology annotation, molecular function: saccharopine dehydrogenase activity. Bases 1 to 1383 code for a protein of 460 amino acids. The record is from RefSeq and is a predicted model, not a curated record. The transcript has 2 exons.